Molecule: messenger RNA, 756 nt
Organism: Colletotrichum spaethianum
Lineage: Eukaryota; Fungi; Ascomycota; Sordariomycetes; Glomerellales; Glomerellaceae
Product: glyoxalase 3
Exons: 5
Coding region: 1-756 (251 amino acids)
Molecular function (GO): glyoxalase III activity
Source: RefSeq, a predicted model, not a curated record
AUGGCACCCCCGAAGAGAGCACUCAUCGCCGUGACCUCGGCUCAUGCCCCACUUUAUCCCGAGGGCCAUGAGACGGGCCUUUUUAUCACGGAAGCCCUCCACCCCUUCAACGUCUUCAGGGAGGCCGGCCUCGAGGUCGACCUCGUCUCCGAGACCGGCACGUACCAACCUGAUUGGCUAUCCCAACAGCCGAAUUGGCUCCCGGAGGAAGACCGCAAAGUCUGGGAGGACCAUUCGAGCGAAUUCCGGUCCAAGCUGGAUAAGCUGCUGAAGCCCAGCGACAUCAUUCCGGCCAAGGUGAGGACGCCCAUCGCCCUCCAGCCUCAAGGUAUAUAUGGCAUUUUCUUCGCCUCGGCGGGGCAUGCCUCUCUGAUCGACUACCCGGAUGCCAGGGGGCUGCAGUCGAUCGCUUCAAAGAUGUACACCGAUGGGAGCAUCAUAUCAGCAGUGUGCCACGGAGGCGCCAUCUUCCCGGGUAUAAUCGACCCCUCGACCAACAGGUCCAUCAUCGCCGGCAAAAAGGUCACCGGCUUCACCACAAAGGGCGAGGAGGAGGAGGGCGUCCUCAAUAUCAUACAGUCAUGGAACCGGCCGACAAUCGAGUCGUCCGCCGCCUCUGCCGGCGCAAUCUACAUCCCGCCCCCGGGCCCCUGGGACGCCUUUACGCACACUGACGGGCGCAUCGUCACGGGUGCGAACCCGGCCAGCGCCCACGUCACCGCCGAGGCCGCCGUCGAGGCCUUUGAGAAGCUCUGA